AUGUCCAACUCAUCAACUCUUUAUACCUAUGAACUCAGUGACUUGACUGCAUGGGAUGUCGCAAAUGUCUUAGAGUUUGCUACUUCUCAAUUCACCAGCAUCUGGCUUGUGUGUCACCAGAACAACAUACCUCGGAUGCCCACAUACAAAUUUAGCUUCAUCCGGCACCUUCAAUGGGAGGUAGAUUGUUUUGUGUUCCCAUACAUACAUGUAUUGUUGGUCCUCAACAUCCAUCCAACCAUGCCUGACCUCCUCCGCACCUUGAUUGGCUGGUUUUCCCGAUUCCAAACUGGGAUCAUAACCACCAAGCAGCUGCACAAUGAAUUCUUCCUGCACUGUUCUCCCAAUGGUCCUCAAGUGAGCUCCAAUCACCGCAUGGUUCUGAACUACCGCUAUGAUUGGUGGAAGGAUCGCUUCGACUGUUUGGGGUUGGAGCUGCCGGUCUUGAAUGUGCAUGAGGUCAUGGAGAUGACCCAAGACCACUUUGAACAACUGCCAAUGGGAGCCAUGCUUGUGCUGGGUCCUGCUGUGACCAGUCAAGUGGACGGCGAUGCCCUCUUCAAUCAAAUUGUCACAGUCAGAACCCACCUUCAACAUCUUGGUGAGGCGAUGGCUUCUUUGCUGGAGCAGAAGCACCAGAUCGCGGCUGCAGCCGCAUCCACCAUGUCGCAACUUGAGGCACUGAUCGCUGAACUUGAACAAGUGCUCUUGAAUUCCCGUCGGCAAUUUGCUGGCAAGCCCUGA
This is a messenger RNA of Suillus discolor, 744 nucleotides long. RefSeq lists its product as uncharacterized. The transcript has 3 exons. The record is from RefSeq and is a predicted model, not a curated record. NCBI's taxonomy places the organism in Eukaryota, Fungi, Basidiomycota, Agaricomycetes, Boletales, Suillaceae. The coding region runs from base 1 to 744 and encodes 247 amino acids.